Oncorhynchus tshawytscha (Chinook salmon) is the source of this 1958-nucleotide messenger RNA. It is a transcript of the gene dnajc5gb, whose product is annotated as DnaJ (Hsp40) homolog, subfamily C, member 5 gamma b. The coding region runs from base 195 to 797 and encodes 200 amino acids. The transcript is spliced from 6 exons. The record is from RefSeq and is a predicted model, not a curated record. Lineage: Eukaryota; Metazoa; Chordata; Actinopteri; Salmoniformes; Salmonidae.
ACUUCCUGAGGUCACCGUCAAGUUUUGUUUUGGGAGGGAGUUCAUUUUAUGUGAGUCUACACUUUGUUUUUAAACUGGCAAAUGCGUAAAAUUAAGUGUGCCGUCGUGGACAAAGAUUCUAGGGACACUAAAAACCCGUCGAAAGAAAGUGGAAUGACUACAUUUUUCACCUUAUACACUUAACGAUCUAAAACAUGGCGGAACCAAACCAAAGGCCUCAACGUAAGAUGUCCACCGCAGGAGACGGUCUAUACAAGGUCCUCGGACUGGAGAAGGGGGCGUCGCAAGACGAAAUAAAGAAGGCAUACAGGAAACUAGCACUGAGGCAUCACCCUGACAAGAACCCAGACAACCCCGAGGCAGCUGAGAAGUUUAAGGAAAUCAACAAUGCCAACUCCAUCCUCAACGACGAAACCAAGAGGAAGGUCUAUGACGAGUACGGUUCCAUGGGCCUCUAUGUGGCCGAGCAGUUUGGAGAGGAGAGUGUUAAAUACUACUUCCUCAUGCACAAGUGCUGGUUCAAGACCCUGAUGGUGUUCUGUGGGAUCUUCACCUGCUGCUGCUGCUGCUGUUUCUGCUGCUUCUGCUGUGGGAAGUGCAAGCCACCGGGGAACGAGGAGCACGCAUACGUAGACCCAGAGGACCUUGAGGCCCAGAUCAGAGCUGAGCAGGACAGGGGUGAUCAUCAACCCAUUGUGGUCCAACCUCAUCUUGCUGCUGUUGAGAAGGCAGAGUCCGACCACGACCAGUCUGCAUCCAACCACUCUGACCCCAUAUUCACCACAACGGACCAGUAAGAACCUGUUAGCGAGGCGUCUUCCCAUAGCCUGGUCCCAGAUCUGUUAGUGCUGUUUUGCUAACUCCUAUGGUCAUAGGGACUUGGCAAGAAUGCACAGACAUGGGACCAGUCUUGUCUGCUACUGCCAACCAAGAUGGUCCACUCCACUGAAAAUACUGUGAUCAGUUUCUGGGGAUCAGUGGCAGGUGCUUAAAUGCUUACAGUCAACCCUCUGUACUAUAUGUGGCCAAAGCCAUGUACAGUUCCUUCAGAAAGUAUUUAUACCCCUUGACUUAUUCCACAUUUUCUGUUACAGCCUGACUUUUUCUUACCCAUUGACACACAAUAACCCAUAAUGACAAUGUGAAAACAUGUUUUUUGACAUUUUUGCUAAUUAAAUGUAUAAAUAUCUUAUUUACAUAAGUAUUCACAACCUGGAGUCAGUAGUUGUUAGAAUCACCUUUGGACGCGAUUUAAAGCUGAGUCUUUCUGGGUAAGUCUCUAAGAGCUUUGCACAUAUGGAUUGUCCAAUAUUUACACAUUAUUCUUUAAAAAAAAAUAUUCCAGCUCUGUUAAGCUCAUUGCUAGACAUCCAUUUUCAUGUCUUGUCGUAGGUUUCCAAGCAGAUUUAGGUCAAAACUGUAACUAGGUCACUCAGGAAAAUUCUAUGUCAUCUUGGUAAGAAAAUCCAGUGUAUAUUUGGCCUUGUGUUUUAGGUUAUUGUCCUGCUGACAGGUGAUUUAGUCUCCGUGUCUGUUGGAAAGCAGACUGAACCAGGUUUUCCUCUGGGAUUUUCAUCUGUGCUUAGCUCUAUUCCGUUUUUUAAAAUUUUAUAUCAACCACUGCCUAGUUCUUGCCGAUGACCAGCAUACCCAUAACAUGAUGCAGCCACCACAAUGCUUGAAAAUAUGAGGAGUGGUAUUCAGUAAUGUGUUGGAUUUGCUCCCAACAUAACACUUUCUAUUCAGGACAGUAAGUUAAUUUCUUUGCCACAGGUUUUACUUUUGUGCCUGUUUUGGAAUAUUCUGUACAGACUUUCUUCUUUUGACUUUGUCGUUUAGGUUAGUAUUGUGGUGUAACUACAAUGUUGUUGAUCCAUCCUCAGUUUUAUCCUAUCACAGCCAUUAAAGUCUGUAACUGUUUUAAAGUUACCAUUGACCUCAUGGUGAAAUCCCAGAGC